AUGAGUCACUUGCUGUGGAAAUACUACUGGGAAAACGAUGUCGACAAGUUUCGGCGUCUAUUGGAUCCUGCCGGGUCUGCAGCUCCGGCUGGAUCCAAGAGCCCAGUGAUUGGCAGCGUCGGCUGGCCCAGUCCCGGCGGCUUUAGUUCUUCGCCACGCCUCGCGCCCAAGUCGCGCAAAGCCUCGGCCAAGGCAAAGGACUCGGCCAACGCUAUUGGAAAGACAGAAAUCAACAGUCGCGACCAUGCCGGCCUCACGGUUCUCUUGCGCGCCGCCUCUUCGACUGACCCGACCGCCCGCGACUUCGUCCAAGCUCUCGUCGAGCAUCCCUCCAUCGAUCUUUACGUACAGGACCCAGAGAGCGGCUGGAAUGCCCUCCAUCGAUCCUUAUACUGCGGAAAUGUUUCCAUUGCGCGCAUCGUUCUGGCCAAAGAACGCGAAAACAUCCUUUCUGGAACAGCAGCGUCCACGGGACGAAUUGGAAGACUCAUCAAGACCAAAGAUCACGAGGGAAACAGUCCGUUCGACGUCUACAACUCGACAAUCGCCACCCGGUCCCUGAACCGAGGCGACAUAAACGAAGAUUCUGACAAUGACUCUGACAGUGGAGACAGUACAGGAGAUUACAACGAACUCGCAAAGUCUACCCAUCUUGGCUCCUCUGCCAACGAAGGAGACGAAUUAUUCAUCUUUGGAAGCAACAGAAACAUGUCCCUCGGUGUUGGUGACGAAGAUGAUCGCCAAUAUCCCGAGCGCAUCAACCUACAACGUCCAGAUGGCCUCUUGCGCAAGUUUUACGAUUCUUAUCUAGGAGAGGAAGAUGCGGAAUUUGUCGCUUCAUCGUUGGAUAUUGAAGAUAUUCCAAUCAUGGUCCGCAGCCGCCCUCUCAUCAUUCAAGAUGUGGCCAUGUCCAAACUGCACACUGCCGUUUUGACGACGGACCCUGUCAGCAACCUGUUCAUCGCCGGUCUAGGUCGAGGUGGGCGUCUUGGACUAGGAGAUGAAAACACCAAAUUCAAAUUUGUUUCUGUUCAGGGUCCGCUAGCCGACAAAAAGAUUCGGCAAGUCGCCCUUGGACAGAAUCACUCAAUGGCCAUUGCCGGCAACGGUGAGCUGUGGACAUGGGGUCUCAACUCCGACUCGCAACUGGGUUACGCUCUACCCCCUCCAACGAGAGCUGACGAGGAACCCAUGAGCUUGGUGCCGCGUCAAGUUUUUGGAACGCUCAAGAAGGAACUGGUCCAAGGCAUCGCUGCAUCUACCCUCCACUCCGUUGCCCAUACUGGAACAUCGCUUUUCUGCUGGGGUCGCAACGUAGGACAGCUUGCACUCAUGGAUGCCGACUCUCGAUCUCUUGAUAUUCAAGCCACGCCACGCAGAGUGGCCGCGUCUCUAUUGACAGCGCCGAUCCUCAUGGUAUCUGCCAUUGACAGGGCCACCACAGUCUUGCUGGCUAACCACAACGUCUGGGUUUUUACCAACUACGGCUACAAUUUGGUCAAAUUUCCAACCCCUGAUGUAUUUGCCAACUACAACCUGUCGUCAUAUGCCAACAGACGUGAGUCGGGAAGAAAGCAAAUCGUUUCCAUUGCAUCCGGUGGAGACACCAUUGCUGCUGUCACGUCUCGCGGUGAUCUGUUUACCAUGACUGUUAAUAGCAAAGGCGAGCUUGAUCAACCCAAUGGCUCCACCACGAACCCAGCGAAGAUCAAAGGCGCAGUAUCACAACCACAAUGUGUAUGGGAUUCUCGCAAGGACGGUGUCACGUCUAUGAGCGUCGGAGAACAUGGCUCCGUCAUCAUUUGCACCGAGUCUGGCGCUGUAUGGAAGCGAGUGAAGCGUACCAAGGGCAAGAUGCUAUCUGGCGCCGGUGCGAAGAAGAAAGACUUCAAAUUCGAGCGUGUUCCAUACAUUACCAACUGCACAAAAGUCCGAAGCUCGACUUUUGGCGCCUUUGCUGCCAUACGCAACGAUAGCAAGGUCAUGGCCGAAGAAAUUUCUGUUGCAAAGGCAUCGAUCUGGGAUGACAUUGGCUCGCUUUUGUGCCUGAAUGGAUUUGAAGCAUCCAUGCCCAAGCCAGAUCCGAAAGAUUCUCGCAAAGCUUGGGACAAAGCCAUUGUCAGAGAAAAGCAAGGCUCUGUUGUUCACGAAUUGCUGAAAUCACCGGACAUUGAAGCAGACCUUGCACAAUUGCUACAGUUCGGCUCGCCGCAAUUUGAAAACCUUGAUCUUCUUGUCUGCACCACAGCUGCCCCAGAUGUCAAAAUUCCGGUACACGGUUGGCUGCUCUCUGCCCGAAGUCCGGUCGUACUUACUGCUCUUUCCAAGUACCGUCGCAACGGCAGCCAAUCAAAUGAAGAUGUCUUUACUUUGAGUGAAGAUGGGGGCAGACUUCUGGUUGAAUUUCAGCAGAUUGAUAUACUCACUCUACUGAACAUCGUGGUAUUCUCAUACCUUGACACUAUGAUGCCUGUUUGGAAAUGCACCAAAGAAGCACCUGCCAUGGCCCACCGUUACCGACAAGUCAGAGCCGAGCUUAUGAAGGUGGCUACUAAGCUACAAAUGAUGAAGCUUGAAAGCGCCGCUCGCUUGCAAGGCAGCGUUGAACCUUCGUUGGACUCGGAUUUUCAGGGCGUCAUAUCUGACAGGCGCUUUUUCGAGGAUGGUGAUAUUAUGGUGCAGCUCGAUGGUGAACAAUUUCCUGUUCAUAGCCAGCUUGUUUGCCGGCGGUGUCCGUUCUUCGAAGGCAUGUUCCACGGUCGCUCACAGGGUGGAUGGCUUACCGGUAGACGCUUAGGUCAAGCUGCUGAGGAUCUCACCGAAGUUGAUCUUGAGCACGUGAACCCGGAGACUUUCAUGAUGGUCAUUCAGUAUAUUUACGGAGAUCUUGGGGUCGAUCUUUUUGAGGAUGUAACUUCUGCAUCCUUGGACGAGUUCUCCGAAAUUGUCCUGGAUGUCAUGGCUACGGCAAACGAGCUGAUGCUUGACCGACUUUCGCAAGCCUGCCAGUCUGUCAUUGGCAAAUUCGUUACCACACGCAACAUUGCCAACUUGCUGAAUGAGAUUAGUGUCUGUUCAGUAACUGAGUUCAAGGAUGUUGGACUAGAGUACAUUUGCCUGCAGCUGGAAAACAUGCUGGAAAACGGCAACCUCGACGGUAUGGACGAGGAGGUACUACUAGAUCUUGACGAGGUUGUUCGCGAGAACCAGCUCGCCCGACUCCCAUUUGUGCGGAGUGGACGCGCGGAGCUGCUUCUGCAUGAAAAAUUCCCAGAUCUUCUAGUUGAUAUUGAGGAGGAGCGUCAACGCCGUGUCAAGGAAUUCGCCUUCAAGACUACCCAGCGAGAAGCGGAGAAGAAAAUGUCCUCAUCGUAUCGCGCACGCUUCGGUAGCUUGGACGAGGUAGCGGCAUUGUCGAGAACGCCUGACGCGAGCCGACGCAAGUCUAGCUUUGCUCGCAACGAGCCGUUCAGCCCUAGUCUGCGACCGAAAGAAUCACAUGGAGAUCUCAUCUUUGAUAUGGACGAGGAUGUGGCCAAGUAUGGCGAUGGGUCUUCUCCAGACGCGCUGUCUCCUAUUCCCCAACUAGACUUGGACGUGGAGCCGAUGACACAACUUCCGGAGGCAGCAUGGCAGCAAUCCAAGAGGAAACACCCAGUCUCAUUCUCCAAGUCACCCAGCUCUCCUGCCCCUAUGUCGGCGCUCUCGGCGUCUCGAAACCUGAGCCGCACGCCAACGACGCCGGCCAAUCAUUCAGCGCGGAAAGCAAGCGGCCCUUGGGCUUCGCCAAUUCUGUCGACUACAAAGCUGGAUCUACGAGGCAUCCUGUCCGAGUCUCCAAGGCCCACGUCUGCGCUAACAACAAGUCUGGCGGCGGCAUCCAAGGAUGCCCCGUCGCCAAAGACGCCGGCCAAAAUGUCACAAAAGGAACGCAAGAGACAGAUGCAGAAGCAAGCAGAGCUUCAAGCUUCGGCAGAAAACGAGAAGCCAAGCGCCAAGCCAUGGCAACCUGUGUCAACGGGCAGCCAGCCAGCACCGUGGAAGGCAGCAUCUCCGGCUCCCAAGACAUCUUUGCAGGAGGCGAUGGCUUCCGAAGCUCAAAGUCGCGGGCCAGUGCCCAACACAAAGCCCCUUGUUGCUGCUGAAACGGGGCCUCAAGCCAAGCGCCGCACCGCAUCGCCCGAUACCAAGUUCUCCGGACAGAACCGCAACCGCCGUGCCGUGGCAGAUUCGUCUGCGUCUAGCAGCCAGCAGGCGGCGAGCCCUCUUGUCCCACACUCCAAGUCGUACAUCACACGAGAGCGCAAAGAAGAGCAGCUUGUAGGGGCGACGCUGGCAGACAUUAUUGGGCAGCAGAGACGUGAGCAGGAGCUGGUCAAGGAGGCCGUGGCUAAACGCUCUCUGCAGGAGAUUCAGCAGGAGCAGGCUUUCCAAGAGUGGUGGGAUCAGGAAAGCCGUCGCGCACGGGAGGAGGAAGCGCAACGCUCCGCCAGGCCGGCCAAGGAGCGAGGCGACGGUGGCAGUAAGCGCGGACGAAGAGGCCGCGGUGGUGGUGGUGGCGGCAAUGCUACUGCCGGUGGAAAUAAGUCGGGCAAAGGCAAGGACGCCGCCGACAGCGCAGAGCAUGCUGGGGCGCCGACUGGUCCCAAGCCUCGCUGGGGAGGCAAGGCCACCGCUGGCAAGGCUUCGGCCGGGAGAGGUGGCAAGAAGUAA
This is a messenger RNA of Akanthomyces muscarius, 4713 nucleotides long. RefSeq lists its product as uncharacterized. The coding region runs from base 1 to 4713 and encodes 1570 amino acids. The record is from RefSeq and is a predicted model, not a curated record. Lineage: Eukaryota; Fungi; Ascomycota; Sordariomycetes; Hypocreales; Cordycipitaceae. Gene Ontology annotation, molecular function: protein binding. The transcript has 2 exons.